CGGAGUUAUUUGAAAGCUCUACUGUUUGGUUCCGUUCCUGAUUUGAUAUAGCAACAAGCUAGCUUAGACUGUAUCGUGAUUUUAUCGUGUUUUGCAUGCAGACUUGCAUUUUUCAUUGAUCACAUUAUGAAAAUAUAAAAUUUGUCAACUUUUUUCUUCCAGUUUGUGGAUUUCUUUGUUUGCCUUUCAGUUUUCGUCCACGCCAGCUUCCCUGCAAGGGGAGGGGAGUAGAUGCGAGGUGAUGCUAACUAGCUAUUUGGCUAUUGUUAGCUAGUUAUUUGAAAAUAUCUUGGUAUUUAUUGGGUAGCCAGCUGGACUAGAUACAUCAAUAAAAUAUAGACGCAAGGUAACAUGGAUCUUUAACGAGUUAUUCGCUUGCGUUGAUUGCCAAGUGUAUUCGUAUUACUGAGAGAAAGUGUUGCUAACGUCGUUAGCUAACCCAACGUAGCUACAGGCUGCAGUGCCAACCCAGGACUCGGGAUGGCAGCUAAAGCGGCUGAUUGUGGUAGUGCACCUGACCUCAUAGAUAUCUACGAUGAGAACUUCAAUCAAAAUAACGGGGAGGAUGGGGAUUUUGCAACAACAGCAGAGGCAAGUGAUCUUUAUGAUGCUGUGCUCACAGGCUCUGUGAGCCAUGAACGAAAAUUCUCAGAGGAUGCCAUCCCCCUCAGCAAGGACCAGCCAAUGAAAGAGGAGAGCAAAUCAGCAGUACUGUAUACUUACAGUGGGGUGCGGAACAAAAGACUGUCUGUAUAUGUUGGCAACUUUUCCUGGUGGACCUCUGACAUAGACCUUAUUAACGUGGCACGCACCUUGGGAGUGAAGGACAUUCUGGAGAUAAAAUUUGCUGAGAACCGAGCUAAUGGCCAGUCCAGGGGAUAUGCUGAAUUAGUGGUGGCUACAGAAGAGUCAUUGCAAAGGUUGCUGGAAACAUUGCCAAAUUGUCAUGUUAAUGGAGAAAGGGUGGACUGCCGCUUUGCCACACGCCAGAAUCUCGCCAUUUUUGAAGCCCAGGCUAAUAAACGUGUCCCACAGCGAUCUAACUCAAAAGAGUCAUCAGAUACUGUGGAGAAACACACCUCGGUCUCCCCUCCUGUGCUCAACCUUAACCACUCCACUGUCCCUCACACUAUCCACCCCCUACUAAUUCACAACAAACCUCCCCUUCUGUCAACCCCAUUCUUCAGUCGACCGCCUCCUCUUUUCCCCCACCUUCCACCUCACAUCCCCCCUCCCCCCAUGCCCCACCUUUUCCCUCCACCUCUACAUCUCCCCAGCCAGCCUCCUCCCUCCCUGCAUUUAAACCCUGCCUUCUUUCCUCCAGCUCAACACGAUAACUAUAGUCAACAACAAAACACAUCUUACAACCAGCACAACAGCAGGGAGAGUGAAGCUCCUAUACCCCCAGUCCUAGAGGGAGAGUUUGAUGAGCUGAUGAACAGAAACAGAGCCAUUGCAAGCAGCGCCAUUACCAAGGCUGUGUCUGGAGCCACUGCCGGUGACCUGCCUCUGGCCAUUGAGACCCUUUUGACUGCAAUUGCUGUCAUCAAACAGUCAAGAGUGUAUGGGGAUGAGCGCUGUCGAGCCCUAGUUAUCUCUCUUAAAGACUGCCUUUUCUCCAUCGAGAGCAAGUCUUACGGUUCCAGGAAAAGACACCGUUCCCGUGACAGAGAACAUCGUUCCCGAGAUAGGGAGAGGGACAGGGAAAGGGAUAGAGAACGAGACAGAGGCAGGGGAAGGGAAGAGCGAGAAGAAUCUUACAGCCAGGAAUGGGAGGCAGCAGGAAUGUCCCGCCGGCACCGAGAGCGCUCCCUAAGUGGGGAGAGAGAUGGGAGAGACCGGGAUCGUGUUCGGGAAAGAGAUAGACAUAGGGAGCAUCGCGAGCGGCACCGCUAGGUUGUCUAUAUGUUCCUUUAUGGCUGAGUAGGAGGGGAGGCAGGACUUUAUUUCUGCACCAAGCUGCUUAGAAAUCUGGGAUAAUUUGUUGGUGAGACAGAAAGUGAAUGUUAAUAGCCCCAACAACCUUCUGCCCCGAAGUUCACGUUUCUCUGGUAAUCAGCAGCCACCAAGCAUUUUACCUUUGUUGUCUUCUGAUCUCAGACAUCAUCUCUUUCUCACAGUGAUACGGUCUUUGUAAUUUCAUUUUUUGAUUCUGAAAGGACAGUUUCAAGGAUGUGGCUGACACUUUUUGCCACACCUGCAUGCACACAGCAGAGGUAAACAUUUUAUAUGUUGAACUGUGUAUGUUUUCUUUCUCUUCGCCCUUCUUUUGUAUCAAAACUUGAACUGAUUAAAAGGCUGUUAAAAUUA
Messenger RNA from Esox lucius (northern pike), 2310 nucleotides. RefSeq names its product cleavage and polyadenylation specificity factor subunit 7. The transcript is spliced from 9 exons. Gene Ontology annotation, biological process: mRNA alternative polyadenylation. Gene Ontology annotation, cellular component: mRNA cleavage and polyadenylation specificity factor complex. The coding region runs from base 481 to 1896 and encodes 471 amino acids. NCBI's taxonomy places the organism in Eukaryota, Metazoa, Chordata, Actinopteri, Esociformes, Esocidae. Gene Ontology annotation, molecular function: mRNA binding. The record is from RefSeq and is a predicted model, not a curated record.